Molecule: messenger RNA, 2804 nt
Organism: Trichoplusia ni (cabbage looper)
Lineage: Eukaryota; Metazoa; Arthropoda; Insecta; Lepidoptera; Noctuidae
Product: lanC-like protein 2
Exons: 8
Coding region: 167-1393 (408 amino acids)
Biological process (GO): carbohydrate metabolic process; peptide modification
Cellular component (GO): plasma membrane
Source: RefSeq, a predicted model, not a curated record
ACACUGGCAACACAAACUGUAACCUCAGAUCGCUUCGGAUUGUUCAGAUUUGACUUACGGCAAAAACAAACCAAUCAAAUCAUAAACAAAUAGGUACACUAUAUUUUCAAACUUCAUAAAUUCGAGCGAAAAAAUUGUGUGUUUGAAGAUUUAAUAAUAUACAGUGAUGACUCCAAAGGGAUCGUUUGAAAAUCAAUUUGACGACUAUUCAUUGGAUAUUGCAGCCAAUAUUAUUAACGAUGCUAAGGAUGGGAUAUCAGAAAAGUUUCAAACAAAAUUGCAAAAUUUUAAAACCAUGAAGUUACAACUUUUAAAAACAAAAAUGGAAAGUGAUAUAUUUUAUGACUCUACAGUGUACACAGGAUCAGCUGGACUUGCACUUUAUUACUUUAUGUGUUCGUUGAAAAAUGAUGCCUCCAGUCAGGAAUCCCUUAAGAUGGCACUGGAAUAUUUAGACAUUGAAAACUUGAAAGGUCGCAGGAUCAGUUUCUUAUGUGGAGAUGCCGGUCCUCUGGCUAUAGCAACUGUAAUAUCAUAUAAACUGGGCACCAAGCGCAAUGACAAAAUACUGCCUGAUUAUAAAACUUUAGCCCACAGAUUAAUGUCUUUAAUCUCACUUUUAAAUGAAUCACCUGAUGAAAUUCUGUAUGGAAAAGCUGGCUAUCUUUAUGCAUUGUUGUUUGUCAACAAACAUAUUAAUGGAAAGGAAAUAAUUCCUGUAAAUCAUAUUGAAAAGGUGAUAAACAGCAUAUUGAAGUCUGGAAAGCAAUAUUCUGCUCAAAUGAAGUCUGAUAGUCCUUUACUAUGGCACUGGCAUGAUAAAGUAUACUUUGGAGCUGCUCAUGGAAUGGCAGGAAUCUUAUAUAUGUUGCUACAAGCUCGUUUGCACAUAAACAUAAUUGAAAUCCGAAGUUUUAUCAAACCAGCAAUUGACUGGUUACUGAGCCAGCGCUACCAUAGUGGUAAUUUCCCGUCAUCAAUGGGUAGUACUUCAGGAGACAAGCUGAUUCAGUGGUGCCAUGGUGCGCCUGGAUACGUACCGUUAUGCCUUCUUGCUGCUCAGAUUUUUGAAGAAGAAAAAUACAUGAAAGUCGCCUUACAAUGCGGUGAUCUUAUAUGGCAACGAGGACUUUGCACAAAGGGAUAUAGCAUCUGCCAUGGAGUGAGUGGGAACGCAUACGCGUUUAUACAAUUAUUUCAAGCCACUAAGCGACCGUUAUAUUUAUAUCGUGCUUGCUGCUUCAUGGAGUGGUGUGCAGUAGAACGACCGGGCACGGAAUUGCAUCGCCCUGACAGGCCGGCAUCGCUGUUUGAGGGUUUAAGUGGUCGCCUAUACCUAGCUGAAGAUAUAACGCGCAUUGCAGAAGCCAGAUUUCCAGCGUUUGGUCUGUAAAGGUGGUUAAGUUCACUGAGAGUGUUUAUUUAUUUAUAUAAUUAGAAAGGUAGUACCUGUUCUGGUGUACAUCUUAUUUUUAUAAUGUAAUAUCAAUUUUUCUCGUUUUAUAGAACCAAAAUAAUCUAGCUGAUACUUGAAACUCAGAUUUUUCUUCUUGUUUAUAAAUCAGCAUUUAAAAAAAUAUUACUAAGAGUAAGUGAGAAAUUGUUUUCAAGAACUAUUACAAAUAUAGGUUUUAAAGAUAUCCCGCUACUAUGUAAACACUGCGCCCGGACUAAGUAGAAGGAACUUUAAUAAAAAAUUGAUUGUCUCAUACAAAUUUGUUGUUGCUGCUGAUGCCUUAAAUGUUAGCUUUUUUUCUUAUUUAUGUUGUUGAUAUUUAGUCUUUUUAGAAAUCACUUUAAAUGAAAUAAAAUAUAUUAAUGUGACUGAAUUAUUUUUCGUUGCGAUAGGUUACGAAAACGUUUUGCUGUAAGUCUCGAAAACGCAUAAUAUUAUACGUAGUAAAAUAAAAAAAUCGUAGUCAUUGUAAAAAUAUUUAAUGUUUUAAUUCUUAUUUUAUACUUAAAUUAGAUUCAUUAAUAUCACCCAGCGUAAAUUAUAAAUGUAAAUAAUGCUACCAGGCGGCAGUCCAACAGUUUACGUUACUGUUUUUUAACUUUUAGGACUCUUUUUAAGUCCUAAUUUGAACACAUUAUACAUAACAUAAAGAAUAAAAAAUACCAUAGAUUGGAAGUACUGUUCCUUAUUUUUAAAUGAUUAAUAGCAUAGAAUAUAAAACAUAGCAACAUUAGAUAUAUAACAUAAUUAUAAGUCAAGCAAUUAUUUUUUAAAGAUAAGUAUAUACUUUGACUCUAUACGACCACUGCCAGUCUAACUGUAAGUCGGAUACUAAAUGCACCAUCCAUUGAUAUACAAAACCUAGUUUUUAACAGACAUCAAAACAUGGAUAAAAUAUUUAUAUCAUAAACAUUUCUUAAUUACAAAUAGCAAUCAAUCAACCUUAUGAACUAACUUAGCUAUUUGUAAGCUAUAAAGAAAAUCGUAAGUAUUCUACAUUUUAAGGAUGUUGAUGUAAUAAUGAUCACGAAGUGUUUUGCUAUGAGAUACAUGUAGCACCAGGUAUUAAGAAAACUAAGCUAAAAAUAAAAACAAAAAGUUUUUAUGGUCAAAAAAAAUACUAAACGUUAAUACAAUUUGAUACAUUGUUGUACAAUAGUUGUAGAUGCACUUAAUUUUAGCACGUCACAAACACAGUGACCUAUCACCUGAGUAUGUAAAGCAUCAAAAUAGAGCACAAUGUCUCAAUACACAUAAUUGUAUACUCAGGGUGUUUGUAUAUCAACGGUACCAUUGCAAUACAGCAACAUUACACAUUACCAUGGCAGUUGCAUUUUUAAACUUACAA